AUGUACAGCUUGUCGGCCUGCCUACUUGGCUUAGCCAUUAUAGCAUGUACCCAUGCAUUGAGUCUUGAAAAGAGAGACAAUCCGGCAGUUCUCGCGAUGCCAAUGGUACACGGCAGUUCGCGUCAGCUCUCUAAGCGAUCAGAGACUGCCAGUAUCAAUCUUGCCCACGAGAAGGAUGAUUACACCGCCUAUGUCGCAAAUAUGACUUUUGGCACCCCACCCCAACAUUUCUUAGCUUAUGUUGGAACUUGGGGUAAUGGCUGUUGGCUUGAGAGCGUCAAUAUCUCUGAUUGCGAUAUAUUUGUUGACAAGUCCAGUUGUGGUGGAUAUGGAGCAUACAACGUGACUGCUUCAACCACUGCAAGAGAUCUCGACGAGAAAUUCGUGUAUAAUGAUACUGAAUUAAUGGGAAAGGGGGGCUUCGUGACAGAUAUUCUGACCAUUGGUGGGAUUACAUUGGAUACUAUGAAAAUGGGGAUCGUGGACGAAUCCACCGACUACGCUGACAAUACCUUGAGUCUUGGAUACGGAAAUUCGUCUUCUAUCUCCCUGACCCAGGCAUUAGUUGACGCCGGUACCAUCAACUCUCCAGCUUUCAGUCUUUGGGACCAAACAGCUCUGUUUGGCGGUGUCAACAAGGCCAAAUACAACGGCUCUCUCUACACCUUCCCCAUAGUCAACGGAUCAGACCUUGAAAAAGCUUUUCGUAUCAAUUUAGACGGAAUCUCUAUCAACAAAACAACAUCCUUAGACUCGAAAGACUUUCCACUCGACGCUGUAUUUGACACUUCCGUUUAUAUGUCCUACGUGCCCAAAUCCGUGGCUCAGGCCAUUUAUGCCCAAGUUGGCAACACAUCCGUUCCAGAUGAUGUAUUCGGGCAGGUCAACUUCUCGUGCAGUGCAAUAAAUUGGAACACGACAAUCGAUUUCAAAUUCGGGGAAUUGCAGCUCCAAUUCUACCUCACCGAUUUCAUGUCCGGUUUCUCUGAUUCCACUUUUUUUGAUGUGUAUGAGCCAGAGGGUGAUUGUUAUUUCACUAUCCUCGAGAACACCCUUCUUCAAUAUGAGGGGAGCGUGGUCUUGGGUUCCAACUUUAUCAGCUUAGUUUAUGCAGUCUUUGAUCUUGAGAACGAUGAAGUCUCAUUAGCGAAGCGUUCCUGGGACCAUGCCCCAGACGAUAUCGUGGAAAUCACAUCGGCUAAGAGUGAUACAUCGGUCAAGAAUGAUGCGAAGAAGAACUCAGGUGCGUGCCUCCAAAAAGGCUUAUCGGUAAGCACCUUGAUAUUGAGUGCUACUAUGCUUAUCCUGGCUUUGUAA
Messenger RNA from Penicillium taxi, 1317 nucleotides. RefSeq lists its product as uncharacterized. The transcript is spliced from 3 exons. The record is from RefSeq and is a predicted model, not a curated record. Gene Ontology annotation, molecular function: aspartic-type endopeptidase activity. NCBI's taxonomy places the organism in Eukaryota, Fungi, Ascomycota, Eurotiomycetes, Eurotiales, Aspergillaceae. Gene Ontology annotation, biological process: proteolysis. Bases 1 to 1317 code for a protein of 438 amino acids.